Cephus cinctus (wheat stem sawfly) is the source of this 1517-nucleotide messenger RNA. RefSeq names its product 15-hydroxyprostaglandin dehydrogenase [NAD(+)]. The record is from RefSeq and is a predicted model, not a curated record. Lineage: Eukaryota; Metazoa; Arthropoda; Insecta; Hymenoptera; Cephidae. Bases 596 to 1363 code for a protein of 255 amino acids. Gene Ontology annotation, cellular component: cytoplasm. The transcript has 7 exons. Gene Ontology annotation, molecular function: oxidoreductase activity, acting on the CH-OH group of donors, NAD or NADP as acceptor.
UUUUUUUUCUCUUCUCGAAGUGAAGUAUGGGGCGGUAGAGCAAACCACCCUGAAUUCAUAAGAGUCGUGGGCGGGGUCGUCGAGUCGACGCUCUUCUGCCUGCGGUCACCUUUCACUUCCAGUGGAAGGUCUCCUGGCCAAGGGAAAACUUGAGGUCGAGGUCGAGAAGCAUCACCUGGAAGCUCUCCAAAUUUCAUCCCUUCCUUUUCUUCAUAAAAAUCUUCAUCGUCAGUCAAACAAGACCAUCUACCAGUGUUCCAGCAGUGCGCCGGAAUCUUUCUUCGAGUGAUCCACAGUCUCUAUGGUUUCUGUCGCUGUCGUGCAUUACGCACUCGACCAGCAUCGUUCACGCAUCGCGGCGGCACGUUGCACGCAACUCCGCCAAUCAAUAUUUAGGUAUAUAGGGUGUAUGCAAGAGCCAGUCACACCGACGGGUUCCUAGUACGCCCGUGACUACCAACCACACCUUACCACAUAACCGUGCAGCUUGACAGACGACAUUAGAAGAGAAUACUGAGAUUCUAAUUUUAAAACAUAUAUAAAAAAAAAACCAAGAAGAAACACAAGAACGGAAGUUCAGGGAUACGAAGUGAGAAUGGAAGUAAAAGGGCGCGUGGCCCUUGUUACCGGGGCAGCUUCCGGUAUCGGUCGAGCAUACGUGGAGGAAUUACUUUAUCAAGGAGCAAAGGUUUCUCUGUGCGACAUCAAUACCGAGAAAGGAGAAAAACUUCUGGAAAGUCUUGUAGUUCGUCACGGAAAGGAUCGUGUUAUUUUCUGUCAAUGUGACGUCACCGAUUACCUUCAAUUUGAGGAAUCAUUCGAGACAACAAUCGCUGCGUUUGGACAUAUCGAUAUCGUCAUUAAUAAUGCCGGUAUAAUGAACGAUCAAUUUUGGGAACUGGAGGUCGACAUUAAUUUGAACGGAGUGAUUCGCGGUACUCUUUUGGCACAACGAUUUUUGGGAACUGACAGAGGUGGCCGCGGUGGAAUCGUAGUGAAUACGGGUAGCAAUGUGAGCAUCAACCCUUACGUAAGCGUGCCCAUAUAUUCAGCAACAAAAACAGCAAUAGUAGGACUAACCAGAGCAUUUGGGGACCAAUACCAUGUGGAUCUCACGGGGGUGAAAGUUCUGGCCAUCUGUCCAAACGCAACGGAUAGCAACAUGGUACAAAAUUUAGGGAAGCAACUGCUAUCCGCACGACACGAGGACGCCUGGCGUCGCGAUACCGCUUCCUCAAUUCCCCAGAAAGCCGAACACGUGGCAAAGGCACUCAUUCACAUUUUGUCCAUCGGAAAGAGUGGGUCUGUUUGGCUAGUAGAAAACGGUCAGCCAGCGCGUGAGAUAAUUUUUCAAAAACACUAAGAAAAACAGUGGCAGUAUAUUUUCCACGAUCAUCAUCAACCACUAUGCCGUACCAAUAUAAUAUAUUACGUAAGAUACAUAAAAAAAAAAAGCGAAAGAGCUAGAAGCGCACUAACCCUUUCGUCGACCGCAAUGAGAAUGAAGAUUAAUCGUG